AUGCCGAUUCGUGGGAAUGUGGAAUCAACGCUUUAUAAAAAACCAGAAGAUGAUAUUUUGAUAGUAAAGAUGCGGGCUGGACAGGAACUCAAAUUUCACGCAUACGCAAGGAAGGGUAUUGCCAAGGAGCAUGCAAAAUGGGACGCCUGUGCAUCAGUGGCUUUUGAAUAUGACCCAGACAACAUUUUAAGGCAUACGACCUUUCCAAAUCCAACAGAAUGGUUUUUAUGGGCAUUUAUGAAUUAUAGGCCUCGGAGUGAGUUCAGUGAUCUAGCAGAUAAUGAAGGUUAUGUAUCUAGUUUAUGUCUAGCUGAGGGUAAAUAUGACUACAAUAAGCACGCGGAUAUGUUUUAUUUCAAUGUGGAGUCUUCUGGGGCUCUCAAAGCGACUAAUAUUGUGUUCAGUGCCAUUUCUGCACUUAAAAAUAAAAUAAAUAAUAUUGGGAUGGAAUUAGAUGCUCUUAAGAGUACAGCUUGUUGA
This is a messenger RNA of Octopus sinensis (East Asian common octopus), 480 nucleotides long. RefSeq names its product DNA-directed RNA polymerase II subunit RPB3-like. Gene Ontology annotation, molecular function: DNA-directed RNA polymerase activity; protein dimerization activity. Gene Ontology annotation, cellular component: RNA polymerase II, core complex. The coding region runs from base 1 to 480 and encodes 159 amino acids. Lineage: Eukaryota; Metazoa; Mollusca; Cephalopoda; Octopoda; Octopodidae. The transcript has a single exon. Gene Ontology annotation, biological process: DNA-templated transcription. The record is from RefSeq and is a predicted model, not a curated record.